AUGGUACGCCACCCUCGAGUCGAUAGUCAAGAGACCACAAUUUCUCCCACGGGCGAGGUCGUCGACGAUCGGCCGUCGACCGAGCGGGAGAAGAAGCGAUGCCACUUAUAUUUGGUUGAGCCGAUGCAGAAAGAGGAUCCUAAGCCAAAGAAACCUAUUAGCACCCGAGGCCAGAUCAUAAAAACAGACCCGGAAAAGACGGAAGAUAACUAA
Molecule: messenger RNA, 213 nt
Organism: Penicillium hordei
Lineage: Eukaryota; Fungi; Ascomycota; Eurotiomycetes; Eurotiales; Aspergillaceae
Exons: 1
Coding region: 1-213 (70 amino acids)
Source: RefSeq, a predicted model, not a curated record